UCCAAAAUCUCCGCGCACGGCCGGCCAGUUGCCACGUCACUCCCCAACCUCGCCGGAAUCCCCCGCGCUCUUCGCUACCGCUCGGCCCCGCCGUGCUAGCGCGCGAGAUGACGGCGGAGGUGAGGCACCGUACGGUGGAGGUGGCGAGCGGGGUGCGCCUGCACGUGGCGGAGGCGGGGCCGGAGGACGGGCCCGCGGUGGUGCUCGUGCACGGCUUCCCGGAGCUCUGGUACUCCUGGCGCCACCAGAUGGCCGCGCUCGCCGCCAGGGGGUUCCGCGCCGUCGCGCCCGACCUCCGCGGGUACGGCGACUCCGACGCCCCCGCCGACCAGGCCUCCUACACCGUCCUCCACCUCGUCGGCGACCUCGUCGCGCUCAUCGCCGACCUCGGCCAGCCCCGGGUGUUCGUGGCGGCGCACGACUGGGGCGCCGCCGUGGCGUGGCAGCUGUGCCUGCUCCGCCCCGACCUGGUCACGGCACUCGUCGUCCUCAGCGUCGAGUACCACCCGCGGAACCCGAGCAGGAGCCCGGUGCAGACCCUCAGGGCCAUCUGCGGGGACGAACACUACAUCUGCUUCUUCCAGAAACCUGGAGUGGCCGAAGCUGAAUUUGGUCGAUGUGAUAUAAAGUGUGCCUUAAAGAAAUUCUAUGGAAUGCGGAAGCCAGAACCUCUGAUUAUACCUCAAGGCAAGACCUUAUUUGACUCGAUUGAUUCAGAUGGUACUUGCCCUGCAUGGCUGACAGAAGAAGACAUUGCCUACUACGCUGAGAAAUUUGAGAAAACAGGGUUUACCGCUGGAUUGAAUUACUACAGAUGCAUCGACUUGAAUUGGGAGUUGACUGCACCAUGGACUGGAGUUCCGAUAAAAGUUCCGACAAAAUUCAUUGUUGGAGACCAGGACCUUACAUACAACAUCCCUGGUGUGAAAGACUACAUUCACAAGGGUGGCUUAAAGGCAAGCGUGCCAAAUCUGGAGGAUGUGGUUGUGAUGGAGGGUGUUGCCCACUUCAUCAACCAGGAGAAGCCUAAUGAGGUUUCCAACCACAUUUGCGAGUUCUUUGGCAAGUUCUGAUGUAAGCUAAAUGUACUGUAAAAACUACAGCCAGAUGGCCUAUAGUGUAACAUUGCCAAUUUGGUUUGUGGUGUGUGGACUAAAAGCAUUGAAGAAUAAACCGGUUCACUAAAUUGUUGUCAAAAUAUUGGUCUCCCAAAUACUUUCUUUUUGGUUGGGGCAACUGAAUAUUCCAGAAAUUUAAGGUAUCUUGAAUGAGCAUGAAUGAAUUUCAAC
This is a messenger RNA of Oryza brachyantha (malo sina), 1289 nucleotides long. RefSeq names its product epoxide hydrolase A-like. The record is from RefSeq and is a predicted model, not a curated record. NCBI's taxonomy places the organism in Eukaryota, Viridiplantae, Streptophyta, Magnoliopsida, Poales, Poaceae. Bases 108 to 1073 code for a protein of 321 amino acids. The transcript has 3 exons. Gene Ontology annotation, molecular function: hydrolase activity.